Cottoperca gobio is the source of this 2826-nucleotide messenger RNA. It is a transcript of the gene vsnl1a, whose product is annotated as visinin-like 1a. The record is from RefSeq and is a predicted model, not a curated record. NCBI's taxonomy places the organism in Eukaryota, Metazoa, Chordata, Actinopteri, Perciformes, Bovichtidae. Gene Ontology annotation, molecular function: calcium ion binding. The transcript has 4 exons. Bases 233 to 808 code for a protein of 191 amino acids.
UCAGCGCCGGUGUGUGUUUAGCAGCAUCAUCCUACGGACCCGCACCGCUUACUUUCAGUCGAGGCUGACUUUACUCCCGCAAAAACAAAAAACCCCACAGACAUAAAUAUUAAGCUACUAGUGGCUCGACAGAAGAGCAGCUUCAGACCUUUUGAAUUUCCGUCCUUGCAGGUUUCCGCUCCAGACAUCAGACCGGACUUCUCCCGUUGACUCGGCACUCUCUCAAGGCAAAAUGGGGAAACAGAACAGCAAGCUGACCCCUGAAGUGAUGGAGGACCUGGUGAAGAACACAGAGUUUAACGAACAUGAGCUGAAGCAGUGGUACAAGGGUUUCCUGAAGGACUGUCCCACCGGACGCCUCAACCUGGAGGAGUUCCAGCAGCUGUAUGUUAAGUUCUUCCCAUACGGCGACGCGUCCAAGUUCGCCCAGCACGCCUUCAGGACCUUCGACAAGAACAGUGACGGCACCAUCGACUUCAGAGAGUUCAUCUGCGCGCUGUCCAUCACAUCACGAGGCAGCUUCGAGCAGAAGCUCAACUGGGCCUUCAACAUGUACGACCUGGACGGAGACGGCAAGAUCACACGGGUGGAGAUGCUGGAGAUCAUCGAGGCGAUCUACAAGAUGGUGGGCACGGUGAUCAUGAUGAAAAUGAACGAGGACGGCCUGACGCCCGAGCAGAGGGUGGACAAGAUCUUCUCCAAGAUGGAUAAGAACAACGACGACCAGAUCUCGCUGGACGAGUUCAAAGAGGCGGCCAAGAGCGACCCGUCCAUCGUACUACUGCUGCAGUGUGACCUCCAGAAAUAGGCCGGAGGGCGAGCGGAGCGCAGCGCUCCACCAGCCGCCACGGACUGCACAGAAAGAAUUUCAUGUUCCAUUCAGUUUGCAGCUAUUUCCACUGAAAAAAAUCUAUAUAUGCUUGGACUACCUUUCAAUGGAUCUGCUUCUUGUGUUUGAAACACUCGUGUGCAUGAGAAUGUUAUUUGCUAAAAAAAAAAAAAGAUCUACACACAACAUACAAACAGUGUGCGAGUGCACACCACAAACACACUCACAGCACACACACAUAAACACACACAUCUCACUACAUAUGAACACCUCGCACAACAAAUAUAUAUAUAGAUAUAUAAAUAUGAAUAUAUAUUUAAAUUAUUUAAAGAUCAACUGCCAAAAUGUGAAGUGUGCAAAGUAUUUUCCAUACAGUUUCAUUUUACUGGAGCUUGCGCAUCAGUGAUGUGCUACGUUGAAUUUGCCGCUACUCUAUUUAUUGUUCCGAGUUUACUGACGCUAGCUGUAUGUUUCAUAAUACUGAGUAAUGUCAACUGAACCAAAAUCCUAUGAUAAUGUAUCUGCCUCCAAUAAGACACUCGAUCCAUCGUCUCGAAUAUUAGCUCUAUUAGAAGAGAUGGAUUAGCGUAUGUCCAACUUUUCCUUCCAAAACAUGCCUGUACUGUCGGUAAAAAGAUGUAAAUGUAGUUAAUUUGCAUGCCUUUAGGUUCUGCCUUAAAAGAUCUCCUCAUUUUGCAUCCUGUAAUCGAAGACAGAAAGCCUUAUCAGAGCCGCGCGGUGACACUUGGGAGAAUCCGUGAGAAAAGAUUUUUACAGAAUAGAGAGACAAAAAUCACAUUGCAGUAGGUCCUUCUACAAGUAUUGUCGUAUGGGAUGUCAUGUCUGUGAUCUGUCGAGGCGUUUCCUUUGGACUGCUUUAACUGUGGGAGCAUGUUUCCUUGUAGAAUAGCUGUAGUAUAUGUUGCUCAGAGCUGAACCCUGCCCCUGUGCUUUUAAACAUUCAUUACAAAUGAGCAGAUGUUGGAUGCAGAUGAAUCUGUCAUUUGGAACCAGUAUCGCAGAUAAAAAGAGCUAAAUUGAUAGAUUUGUAAAGCAAAGUGAGAUCAUACAUUUCCAUGAGGAUUCCCUGGAGAAUGAAUGAAGCUUCCCUUAGCUGGGGAUAAGCUAGAUGAGAAAGAAAUAGGUAUUCAUUUAUAGUUGGAGAGCAUUGUUAUCAAACUUAAUUAUGUGUCACCAUCACAUCCAUUUGUUUCCAAUUAGCCUGCAGGUUGCAUAUCAAUAAGAUGAAUUCAGAGGAGUUUUUCUAGAGCGUUAAAGAAGAGAAGAAAUAAGGCCCGUGCAGCAUUUUAACUUUCUUGUUUGUCUUUUUCAGUGGAAGUAAAUGAGUGCUGAAGUAGUGAGAGGAUCAGUGAAUGUCUUUUCAUUAUACACUGUAACUAGUAGAGGACAGCCCUUACUGUAAAGCCAUGUGUAUUCUCCCUCCCUAAACCUCGAAGUAUUUCUCUCUUACCAAUCAGUCAAUCUUUUUGUACUUUUUUACUCCCUUCUCUCACACAUUGUACACGUACUGAUACAUUCGAAAUGUAGAGAAGUUCAGUGAAGUGUGGCGCCUCCUACAAAUGAUUUGGAAACAACCUGUGAGCCCACUUAAACAAGUUCACUUGGCCCUGUCUGAAAGCAGAGCAGACACUUUCCAACCUGCAUCAAGACUAGCAGUGUUUGAAGAGCUAGAGGAGGCUAAAGGAGAUGGAAUAUGUCAUAAUAUACAGUACUGCAAUAAAGAUUGAGCAUACAAGUCCAUCGUCAUCUCUCAGCAGUGUCACUUUGUAAUCUGAACUUCUUUACAUAAACAUCUUUUGGCCCAACAAUGUUUCUAAUUCCAACUCUGUUAUUACUAUUAUUGCUAUCGAGAUACCAAAUGUAAGCAAAGGCAAACGUGUACAAGGAUUCUUUUGUAGCAUGUAUUGUGUCCCUGACGACAUGGCUGCACUACUCCCUGUGUUGUGAUUUAAUCUAAUAAAAGGAACUCUAUGGGC